Enterobius vermicularis (human pinworm) is the source of this 975-nucleotide messenger RNA. The record is from the annotation of a GenBank genome assembly. Lineage: Eukaryota; Metazoa; Nematoda; Chromadorea; Rhabditida; Oxyuridae.
AUGGUGCCUACUGCCUUACUGCUGACUUUGCUCCUGACAACUUCAUCCGGUCAUCCGCUAUAUCCAACUCUUGAAACGCAAUCACACGUUUCUUACUCAUUCGCGCCGGAAUCGCAACAGCCACUAGCAGCGGUAGCAGCAUUAGCACGUCAACUAUCUGCAGCACCAGUUAACCAUCGGUCCCCUUCAGCACCAGUACCGGUAGAAUCCGCAUCAUCACGAGCAGUAGCUGAAGCGGUAUUAUGCUCCAUUUUCCAGUGCUCUAAAUCAGUUACCUCUUCCGUUUCGACUUCAGCGAAUCCACCGGUCCCUUUACAUUACCCGCAAAAUGCUGCCCCAUUAGCUCGUGCUUCGCUAGCAACAGUAAUAUCUCCACCAGCACCACAAACAGCACCAGUGCCUGCUUCAGCACCAGUACCGUUUCCAUUUGUGGCUUCCCCUCCAGCAAUGGCCUCAUCCACGAUGUCACUACCUGUCGCAGCACAAGCUCCAAUCCCAGCUCCACUUGCGACACCUGUAUUGCUUUCAGAAGCUGCCCCUCUCCCAGUUACCGUUCCAGAACCGUUGCAAGCUGGCCUUUUAUCUGCAAAUGCAUUAACAACAAGUGCGACUGUCUACAAUCCUGUCGCUAACCCCGCUGCAGCAUCGGCCUUGACUUCUCUCUCUGCCGCAGUUCCCUCCCUUUCUCCUCCAUCAAUAUCGUUAGCUUCUCCAUUGGUUAUGCCGUACGCAAGACCAUUAUUUGAGCCGCCACCAAUAAUUCCAACAGCAGCAACAUCCGUCGUGCCUAUGGCCGCAGGUGUGAAACCGCAGUUAUUCGAAACUUCGGUGUUAGCUCCAAUACCAGAGUUUCCUACUUUGAUCACUGCUCCUCCGGCAGCUCCCCUGGUUCCAGCUUAUGCGCCGUUUGCAAGGGCGUAUUUCGUCGGGAGCAACAAAGGAAAGAAGUUGGGCAAAAACAUUAAGAGUAUUUGA